AUGAAGACGAGUAACACACGAGCACGCAAGAACAGCGGUGUUCAUGGUGCUGUUAUGCUUAAGGGCUGCACAAAGUGGCGCCCUACCAAAACGCCAGCUUUGGACCAACCUCCGUUUGGCACACCAAAGCAUACCAAGUCAACCAAAUCAGCCAAAUCAACCAAAUCGACUAAAGCGACUAAAUCAACCAAAGUGUCAUCGAAGCCUUAUGCUACCGCGAGCGGCUUCACUACAGUGACUACUAACUCGGCUCUCUCGACGAUCACGCCAAUCUCAUCCGGCACUACCAAGAAAUCGACAGCUGUUUCUUCAUCCAGGGCUACAGCAAGUGCUUCUACCUGUGCGAGCGAGUUCAACAAGCGAGAGGAGGAGGAGGACGAUGAGUGUACACCUUGUGAAGGACAAUCGGGCUCGCUCCCGUACUGCGGCGCCGAUGUCAACACCGACCAUUAUCAAUUCACACCAAAGACAUGUCGCACAGUCUACUACGAAUUCGACAUCACAAACGGUACUGUCGCGCCAGACGGCUUUGAGAGAAUCGCCUUCUUAAUCAACGGACAGAUGCCGGGACCGACGAUCGAAGCCAAUUGGGGCGACACCGUUGUUCUGAAAGUUAAUAACAAAUUGACAGUUAACGGCACAUCUGUGCACUUCCACGGAAUUCGCCAGCUGAACACUGUGGAGAACGAUGGCGUGCCUUCUAUCACGCAAUGCCCUAUUGCGCCGGGUGAAUCGUUCACGUACAAGUUUGUUGCGACCAACUACGGAACUUCGUGGUAUCACAGCCACUACGCGAUCCAAGCAUGGAUGGGUGUUUUUGGACCUAUGGUAAUACAUGGACCGACAUCUAAAGAGUAUGAUGUCGACGCCGGGACCAUCUUCCUCAACGACUGGUCGCAUGAGACCGUAGAUUCACUAUACGAUGCGGCGCAAGACUCCGUCAACGGCGGACCUCGUAUCAUGGACAAUGGCUUGAUCAACGGAAUGAACACUUGGGGUGUGCAAGGCAGCUCUAACCAGACCGGGCAGCGGUUCGAACUUCCUACCCAACUUGAACCCGGAAAGACGUACCUCUUCCGUAUCAUCAACGGCGCGAUACAAUCAUCUUACAAAUGGUACAUCGAUGGUCAUAAGCUCCAAGUAAUUGGCAUGGACUUCACCAGCAUUGUACCUUACGAGACGGACAUCAUCAGCAUCAACAUCGGCCAAAGAUACAUGGUUCUUGUGAAGGCCGAUCAACCAGCGGGAGACUACUGGAUGCGAGCGGACAACCAGAACGCCUGCGACGAGACCACCCAAGCCGACGACAUCAAAGCCAUCGUGCGCUACUCUGGUAGCGACUCCAAGUCCGUCCCUACCACAACGAAGUACAACUACACUGGAGAAUGCGUCGACGAGCCGCUGUCCUCGCUUGUGCCGGUCGCAAAGCUUAACCCUACAAGCAGCGACGUCGAGUUCGUCGAAGACGUCACCCUCAGCACUGUAGAUAACCUUUUCAAGUGGUAUCUCAGCGGCACAACAUUCAUGUCGCACUACGAAGACCCCACGCUCGUGCGCAUCCUCGCCAACGGCACGGCCCCAACCUACGCAGGCGACCUCGUCCUCUCCCUCCCCGAGAUGGGCAAAUGGGUUUACAUCAUCGUGGAAUCCGCCAUCCCACUACCCCACCCGAUCCACCUUCACGGCCACGACUUCUUCAUCCUUGCUGCGGGCAAUGGAACAUACUCCAAAUCCACGCCUCUCAACUUCAACAACCCGCCGAGGAGAGACACCGCGAUCAUGCCCGCAGCAGGGUUCUUGGUGUUGGGGUUCUUGACGGACAAUCCGGGAACCUGGUUGAUGCAUUGCCAUAUCGGAUGGCAUACCAGCGAAGGGUUUGCGCUGCAGAUUGUGGAGGGCUUGGAUAUGAUUGAAGGGACGGUCAAAGACAAGUGUGGAUUGUACGAUACCUGUGCGAAGUGGGAUGAUUGGGUGGAGAGCGUGGCAUUCUACCAGCAAGAUUCGGGGGUUUAG
This is a messenger RNA of Didymosphaeria variabile, 2013 nucleotides long. RefSeq lists its product as uncharacterized. NCBI's taxonomy places the organism in Eukaryota, Fungi, Ascomycota, Dothideomycetes, Pleosporales, Didymosphaeriaceae. The transcript has a single exon. Bases 1 to 2013 code for a protein of 670 amino acids. The record is from RefSeq and is a predicted model, not a curated record. Gene Ontology annotation, molecular function: copper ion binding; oxidoreductase activity.